AUGGUGUUCCUUGUUAUUACUGUUAUCUGUUUGUGCCUUUUUUCUGUUAACAGAGAAAGUGUGCUCAGGGCUUUAAAUCCGGAAGGGUUUGACUUUAAUAAAAGGCUGGCCUGGGCUUUAUUUUUAUUGGCAAAAGGUGCUUAUUUAGGAGAUAGUCAAGAAUUAGUGCUGGCUUUCCACUUCCUGUUGUGUUGUGUAGAGUUUGUGAUGCGAUACACUCCAGCUUUUCAACUUCUGCCACCGUUUGAUUCCCUGCGGAUUGGUAACAACAAUCAUGUGGUAGAGGAGGCCUUUCUCAGGAAGUUAUGUGAUCAUUGUAACACCAGUUUUGAAGAGGUGAUAAGUGUAAAGAAGACGUAUACUGACCACUUCAUACACUCUCUCAAGAACGAGAAUGGCCUGUUGGAGAUGGAGACUCUCCUGAAGCUGUACAGCACUGUGUAUUAUAGUCAGAAGGACAUAGACGAGAUGUUACUACUAGACCACGACGAACACUUACUCCCAGUGUAUUCCCAAAUAAAAAGAUCUCCAACACAUAAGAUUAACCCAGAAGUUCAGAUGACACCAAUACGGACGGCGCUCAGCACUGUCCAACAGUUGAAAAAGAUACUCAGCUCAGGGAGAGAGGGACCAAGUGACAAGCUCAAGAUUUUCUUCAAGAAUUGUUCUAAGCGUCCAGAUGAGACAGUAGCAGAUUGUGUAAAGCAAUUAGAAAAGGAAUUUAUUGCCAGCCUGAUUAAGGUGACAGGGGAAAAACACAGGUCUAUAGGGGAGCAGAGGUUCAGGAUGGCUGUCAGACUGUAUUAUAGGGUGAUGGAGGCCCUGCUCACUUCUGAACAAGAACGACUUUCUCAGAAGGACUUCAGCACAUUAUUGAACAAAGAUACCUUCCACCGCUGCCUGCUGGCCUGUUCCACAGAGGUGGUUAUGACAGCUUACGGGGUCUCAUGGAACACAUGUGAACAAGCCAUGAACUCUGAGGAGUCUGACUUUGCAUUUCCAUGGAUUUUGGUCACUUUCCAGCUGAAAGCUUACGACUUCUACAAAGUGUUAGAGAGUUUUAUCAGGGCAGAACCUAAACUCACUAAAGAUAUAAUCAGGCAUUUACAGGGAGUUGAGAAUAGAAUUCUGGAGAGCAUUGCCUGGGAAGAGGACUCGCCCCUGUUUGAAGCCCUGUAUAUGUGUGACGUCACCCAGAUAGCAGGUUCUCACCCUCCUAACUCUGACAACAACAACGUGCAGGGAGCCUCCGCUGCUGAGUUGUGUUUAUCCCCAGUGUGUACCCGUCAGACAACGCCCAUCACACCACCUGGCCAGGUGUCGAACGGUUCAGGCCUCUCCUCCCCCAGCCCCCGUAAGAACCAGGAAUGCAGCCCCAGCCACACGCCUGGUACCUCCCCCAGAUCACCCUCAACCCCAAGACGAUCUCAGUCCCUCAACCUUUUCUUCAAUAAAGUAUGCAGGCUAGGUUACCACAGACUUCAGGCCCUGUGCAACUUCCUGGAUGUGCCUAAAGAUUUGCAACAUAAGGCAUGGACAUGCUUUGAAUACUGCAUAACCCACAAACCCGAGCUCCUGAAAAACAGACAUCUAGAUCAGAUAAUGAUGUGUUCAGUGUAUGCAAUGUGCAAAGUUCAGGAGAAAGAAAUCAAGUUUAAAACGAUAGUGAACAUGUACAAAAAUUUGCCUCAUGCUUCUCAAGAGGUGUACAAGGCAGCUUUCAUCUCUAAUUCUGUGCACGACACCAUCAUUGUCUUCUACAACAGAAUUUUCAUGGUGGCUUUGAAAUCCUACAUUUUACAGUUCUCAGGGAAUAAAUCUUCAACUCCAAUGUUAUCCCCAGUGCCCAAAGCUGUGAAUUCCCCACUGGUAGCAUCGCCAACUUACUCAUUACCUGGCAGGAAGAAUUUCACCGUGUCUCCCCUGAAGGCAUCGCCGUUCAAAACACCUUUGUCCCCCAGCCAGAUGACCCCCAGGACGAGAGCCCUGUACAGUUUUGGUGACAUACAGGGGUCUUCUGACAAGCUUCAGAUGAUCAAUGAGAGAAUGGGCGCCAUCAAGCGGAUCUCCACCCAAACCACUACCCGCAGCAAGAGACUCAAGUUUGAUCAGUGUGAUGACCCCACCCCUAGUAACCAGACAAAUGUGCCCACUGUGAUACCUGUGCUGCUUAAGAAGGUGCCUAAAGGGUUGGUGCCCCCUAAAGAGGCCCUCACUCUCAACACAGCGGACAAAGACAUCAGCUCAGAAAACAUGGAAUCAGCCAUAACAUCGAAAGUUUGUGAUGCGAACACCAAAUAACUGAACCUCAGGGAAAUUAUUGGAUCAUCUUCUAACGGUGUUUUUCGAGAUGUAUACUGAGGAGACC
This is a messenger RNA of Liolophura sinensis, 2368 nucleotides long. RefSeq names its product retinoblastoma-associated protein-like. Gene Ontology annotation, molecular function: RNA polymerase II transcription regulatory region sequence-specific DNA binding. Bases 1 to 2301 code for a protein of 766 amino acids. NCBI's taxonomy places the organism in Eukaryota, Metazoa, Mollusca, Polyplacophora, Chitonida, Chitonidae. The transcript is spliced from 24 exons. Gene Ontology annotation, cellular component: nucleus; Rb-E2F complex; chromatin. Gene Ontology annotation, biological process: cell differentiation; cell morphogenesis involved in neuron differentiation; negative regulation of G1/S transition of mitotic cell cycle. The record is from RefSeq and is a predicted model, not a curated record.